UACUUGGCACAUGCGUUUCGUCUAGUCUGUGUGACUGUGAGUUUGGGUUUCCUUUUCACAACAUAUUCGGCUUUUCAAGUUUACAUUUUCUGCUUAAUCAGUAAGCCGUCGAAUGGAGGGCAAGCAUAAACUCAUCAGUUCUUUGUGGACAUCACUAGUUUCUCCCAGAGUGGUAUAUCACUCAUCAGUCACGUCAGUCAUCAGGAAGUGAGGUUGUUCCAUUUAUUACACUCAAGUCUGGACGAAGGGACUUGAUCCACAGGGCUAGGGAAUGGCUCAACGUGACAAUUUGAGGUCAAGACAUGCCCCUGCACAGCCAUCAGAUCAAUCUGAAUCCACACCGCCCUCAUCAACCCAGUAUGACCACACCCAGCCUGACCACACCCAACUCGACCAUGCUCAAUCUGACCACACCAAACCACCUUCCCUUACUAGAGAGUGUGACCUAACAAGGAGAAAGCGGGUGACAUACCGAAGUAUCAAUAACCAAGACGAAAACAGUACAGCCAGCCUGUCAAACGCAGACACACCCAAGCCAGUCCUAUCAAAAGGAAAUGCCUCUGUCGAGGAUCCUGCACCAUGGCCAAGGAGUAGACUGCUUAUAGUGUUGCUUUUGUUUCGUUGGGUCAACGCCGCUUUAACUCAGACAUUCUUUGUUCCUGACGAAUAUUGGCAAUCUCUUGAAGUGGCGCAUAAUAUCGUCUUUGGCUAUGGGUACCUAACGUGGGAGUGGCAGAUAGGUUUGAGGGGAUUCACACAUCCAGUCAUCUUUGCCAUCUUGUACAAGGCACUUCAGCUUCUCAACUUGGACCAUCCCAUGCUGUUGGUUUUACUCCCCAAGAUACUUCAAGCCACAUUUUCUGCGGUUGGUGAUUACUAUUUGUACAAGUUUGCUCAGUCUCUCUGGGGAGAACAUGUGGCCAGAUGGACUCUUUUCUCUCAUCUUAGUUCAUGGUUUGUUUUCUACACGGCAGCCAGGACGCUGACAAACACCAUGGAGAUGAUCCUGACGAUAUGGGCAAUGCAUUACUACCCGUGGCCUUCAUAUAUGAUCAAAGGCCAUGAUCCGAGUCAGCACAGAUAUUCCACCGGGGUUUACCUUCUCUUAGCUGCUCUUGCUUGUAUCAUGCGACCUACCGCUGCUAUUAUCUGGAUACCUCUUGGCCUGUGGCAUCUUGCAAGAUGUCGAAAUCUCAUCUUGGCUCUUCUAAUUGACUUCAUUCCUAUUGGUUGUGCAGCUCUCAGCUGUUCUUUACUAAUGGACAGAGUUUGUUACGGCAAGUGGAUUUUUGUCCACUUCAACUUUCUUCGCUUCAAUGCCUUAUACAACGUCAGCUCAUUUUAUGGAACUCAGCCAUGGCACUGGUACUUGACACAAGGGUUACCAGUGAUGAUUGGUACCCAUGUGUUCCCAUUCAUUUUAGGAAUAAGGUUAGCUGGUCGUGUCUAUCGCCCAUUGGUGCUGCUAAUGAUCUGGACACAAUUUGUUUAUAGCCUCUUAGAACACAAGGAAUACAGAUUCUUGCUACCACUUCUGCCAAUUGCUAUGUCUUUUUGUGGUGUAUGUUUUAGUAAGUUAUCCAAGGCCGGUCGAGCCAGUAGCUUAGCGAUAUUUAUCCUAGUCAGCAAUCUGCCAGUGUGUCUGUACACAGGCCUUGUACAUCAGCGAGGAACACUUGACGUGAUGAAUUACCUACAGACAGUAGCCCAUGCACCCAACGCUCACAUCAGAACACCCUCUGUCUUGUUCCUUAUGCCCUGCCACUCCACACCUUUAUUCAGUCAUAUACAUGCCAACAUCUCCAUGCGAUUCUUGGAAUGCCCACCCAACCUCAGCCGAUACCGCAAUGCGGAAAGUUCAUAUCAGGAUGAAGCAGAUGUCUUCUUUGACAACCCUAGCGAUUGGCUGAAAGCCGAGUUCAGACCGGGCAGUAACUUGCCAAGAUAUUUGGUGUUUUAUGACGUUCUCUUGCCUAAAAUCAAGAGAUUCUUAUCAAGCAGACGGUACUCACUAACUGCGUCAUUCUUCCACACACAUGUGCCCUUGGACAGUCGUAUCGGCAAAUAUGUUCUCGUGUAUUCCCGACCCCUCAAGAUACCACUCACGCCAGCGUAAUGGCGGACAGAAAACACCCAAGAUCCGAAUUGGAAUGUCAGAUAUAUAUAUGAUAGACUGUGCAUUCUAUAUACCCAGGGUGUCUGGGUCCCUAGAGUGACUUCACUAAAAUUUCAUUAAAAUCAUAAAAUAUAAUGGAGUAGGCCCAAAGCAUUGUGGGUACUCAUUAUAGGCAUUCAUUAUGCAUGCAGGGAAUUUACCCAAGUGACUGGUUAAAUAUACCAAUGCUGUAAGCAUGCUAACAGUUACUAGAAGAGCUGUCACCUUUUAGCCUGGUUCCUGCCUCUUUCAAAUAAGCAGCAGUUGCUGAAGUAACUUUGUGCAAUAUGCCUAAAUAAAUACAGAUCUGCAGAUUUCUUGGUAAGACACUACACACUUUUUGGUAUGAUGUGUCAUCCAGAUUCUCGGAUGAACAAUACUCAUGAAAUGUCUCAUCUGUUGCCCUAAAAGCAGUUUCUAGUCAGCAGAUAGAAUUUUCUGCAGACAGUAACUGACCGGUUUCGGACAAAGCAAUUCUGAUACCAUGACCUCAGUCCAGGCUAGGGCCCGUAAGAAAAUUACAGCUUAAGUUCUGAUUCUUUAAAUGAUCUGUAGAAUUAGUUUGUUGUCUGUAUGAUAAAAUGGGCAAGGUUUUGCAAGAAUGUAUUUAUUAGUGUACAGCUUGAAGAUAUCUCCACUUAAUACUGUGGAAAAUGUAUACACAUAGUUGAUAUUACACACAAUUUUUCUGUAUUGAGGGAUUUACACUUCAGAAAUUUCCUAAUAACUUCACGGUGUUUUAUAUAAGCCUCAAGCAGAUCCGCAAUUUUCCCAGCAAUGCAGGCUCCUUUAGUAGGAACUGCACUUUGCUGGUUCACCAACGACUAUGAAAUGCACGUGUUGCGGUCGCAUCUCCACCUACAGAAUGAGAACCUCCCACCAACAUGGCUCUUUUCAACCGAUGAGGGAGUAUUUGUGCUCUGUGCGAAUAGGGUCAAAGCGUAAAAGGUAAGAAGUGCACCAGUUUAGAAAAUGCAAUUAAUAUUGCAAGUAUUGCAAGUGUACAGUUGUGACCGAAACUAUGUGACCGUACUAUGUUUCAUUAUAAGGUUUACGACGACUCCUGGCUAUAGACCUUGUAUUCCCCAACUAAGUGUAUUUACGAUGUAUUUGAAAACGUUAAAUUCAAAGAGCCCAACUUCUACAAUUGCAUUCCGACUUUAAUUCUGCAAUUGCAUUUCGACCCCCCAAUCAUCUGGUACCAUCCCAUUGAGGGUUUCAAAUUUAUACUGUACCUUCAAGAAUACGACUGAAAUCGGGGACGCCAGGAAGCGCUGUUUUUUCCCUAGGCCAGGAAGGGUAGGAGUAAUUAUAAUAAAAUGGGCGUACCAUAACCUUUACGCAUGCGUUUUUCGUCUAGGAAGGUCGGGGGCAAUUAUGAUAAAAUGGGCGUACCAUAACCAUUACGCAUGCGUUUUUAAGGUUGGGGGCAAUUAUGAUAAAAUUGGCGUACCAUAACCGUUACGCAUGCGUUUUUCGUCUAGGAAGGUUGGGGGCAAUUAUGAUAAAAUUGGCGUACCAUAACGGUUACGCAUGCGUUUUUCAUCUAGGAAGGUUGGGGGCAAUUAUUAUACAUGGGGUACACAAAUGGCUACAUGCAUUGUUGGCAUACACAGGUUUAUCCCUAACGAACACAGGGCGAAGGUUUCCCUCGUUUUCUCCGAAUGAUGCAAUCUACAUUCAGAAUUGGCAUCUUGACAUGAACAGAAAAAACCUUUUAAGCUUGUUAACGGUUGAGCUCUGAAGGCGAAUGACUCUGCAUUCGAUUAGGAUGCUUCCAUAUUUAUUUUAACAGAUAAAAAUAAGAGAAAACGUGUUUUCCUUAGAGGUGCUCUUGAAGUACAAGAAACAAUAAAACUGUACUGGCCGACUUGCAUGGUAGCGCUGUCACAAGAGCGUUAUACCUAGAACCGACAAGUCUCUACGUAGUAUUUCUUUUCUUAGUUGGGAAUUGGUGGAGGAUGUUUUAUUAUAGGAAAGUAAAACCCGACAUUUACCUCAGCACUAAAGUUCUGCUAUAUAUGAUAAUUACCACCAACCUUCCUGAGAUAAAAGUGACGUCGCCGCAAAUAUGGUCGGUUAUUCAUCGUCUACAGCUGAUGUAUUUUUAGUUUCAUGAUGUGCGAGCUGAUCAGCUACAGAAAAGAUGUAGGGGGCUUAGAAUGGCCACAGUCUGUAAAAUUGAAUUAAACACUUUCAGUCCAAGUGAAUGUAAA
Acanthaster planci (crown-of-thorns starfish) is the source of this 4371-nucleotide messenger RNA. It is a transcript of the gene pigb, whose product is annotated as phosphatidylinositol glycan anchor biosynthesis class B. Lineage: Eukaryota; Metazoa; Echinodermata; Asteroidea; Valvatida; Acanthasteridae. The record is from RefSeq and is a predicted model, not a curated record. Gene Ontology annotation, biological process: GPI anchor biosynthetic process. Gene Ontology annotation, cellular component: endoplasmic reticulum membrane. Gene Ontology annotation, molecular function: alpha-1,2-mannosyltransferase activity.